Lates calcarifer (barramundi perch) is the source of this 1819-nucleotide messenger RNA. RefSeq names its product angiopoietin-related protein 4-like. Gene Ontology annotation, molecular function: enzyme inhibitor activity. The record is from RefSeq and is a predicted model, not a curated record. Lineage: Eukaryota; Metazoa; Chordata; Actinopteri; Centropomidae. Gene Ontology annotation, biological process: triglyceride homeostasis.
CACAGUGCCUCUCAGCAGCACACAGCAGACAGACAGAGAGCGACAUCAGAGCCAGUGCUCACAUCGCAACAGACCCUCAGCAGACACAAAGAUGAAGAUGCCACAGCUCCUCAUCCUCCUCCUGACUUUGGUGCACAUGGCAGCCAGUUUCCCCACCAAUGGAAGAGCUCUGCCGGGCCAGGGCAAACACGCCUCCUGGGACGACGUGAACGUGGUGGCUCACGGCCUCCUGCAGCUGGGCCAGGGGCUGAAGGAGCACGUGGACAAGACCAAAGCCCAGAUGAGAGACGUCAGCACCAAGCUCAAGGCCUUCAACAGCACCGUGGCCGAACUGGAGAGGAGGCAGCGGGAGCGGGACGAAGCUCUGAAGGCCGGGGGCGCAGGGGGGGAGGAGAGGGAGAAGAUGGCCGCAGAGCUGGCCGAAGAGGUGAGGGCGAAGGUGGAGGAGGUGAAGAAGCAGAACGAGAACAUCAGCUCCAGGAUGGACAAACUGGAGGAGAAGGUGGAUGAAGUGCUGACAGUGCCACAACUGGACAGCAACUACAGCGAUCCCUCAGGAGUCCCAUUGAUCCAGAGGCUGAUGGCAGCUCAGAACAGACGGAUUGAUGAGCUGGUGGAGAAAAUCAAGCAGCAACAAAGCAAACUGGAGAAGCAGAGUGUGCACCUGCAAGCACUGCAGAGCAAGGUCGCACAUAAAAGAGUGAAAUCACACAGACGCAGAGAUGAAGAGACGGCACUGAGAGGAGAGGUGGAGCAGAGCAAAGACACGUCAGGUUUGGCCAGAGACUGUCAGGAUCUGUUUGUACGAGGGCAGCGAGCCAGCGGUGUCUACACCAUACAACCAGAGAACUCCCAGCCCUUCAGCGUCCUCUGUGAAAUGACCUCAGAAGGCGGAUGGACCGUCAUCCAGAAACGUCAAGAUGGAUCCCAGAAAUUCAAUCAGCCGUGGGAGAGCUACAAGAGAGGCUUCGGCAGCCUGAAUGGAGAGUUUUGGCUGGGCUUGGAGAACAUCCACUCCCUCUCCAGACAAGGCCAGUAUGUCCUGCAGGUGGAGCUCUCUGAUCAGGCUGGAGAGCAGCAGGCGGCUCGUUACCGAUUCCAACUUGACGGAGAGGAGAAGAAGUUUGCUCUCCACCUGGAGCAGGAGACUUCAUCUGGGGCUCAGGAGGAAAUCAUGACCACCGAGUCUCCUGGUCUCCCCUUCUCCACGGCCGACAGAGACAACGACCUCGCUGCAGAUGUCAACUGCGCCGAGCUUCUCUCAGGUGGUUGGUGGUUCAGCAGCUGCGGUGAAUCAAACCUCAAUGGCAGAUAUCCCAGGAGGCCGAGUCUGCUCAGGAGACAGCAGUCCAGAAGACAAGCAAUGUUCUGGACGACCACAAAGGGACAAAACAACUCUCUGCAGACCACUCUCCUGAAGAUCGCACCCGCCACAAUAAAACAAUAAGAUGCUCAGUUUAAACCGAAAAAGACCAAAGAAGACAAUUUAAAUGUUGAACUACUAAAGGACUUAAAUUAUCUCACUCUCAUAGGCACAUUAAUGAUCUCUCCUGAUGCACUAGAUCAUCACAUAUUUCUAUGCUAUGCCAUAAGAAAACUAUUGUCUCAGUGGACGUGUUCAGUCAUAUUGACUGCUGUAACUAUUCCCUUUAUAAGGGUUUUGUGUCUUAAUCUUUUUUGUAUUAACACUUGCUGUAUGUGUUUUUAUUACUUUGUACUUAAACACUGUACAGUUUCUUACUGUUGACUUACACUUUAAAUAUUUUAUAUUUCAUAUGUAUAAAGAGGAUAAAAAUAAAGUUUUUAAAUGUUAAAUAAA